Molecule: messenger RNA, 1587 nt
Organism: Phymastichus coffea
Lineage: Eukaryota; Metazoa; Arthropoda; Insecta; Hymenoptera; Eulophidae
Product: jerky protein homolog-like
Exons: 4
Coding region: 1-1587 (528 amino acids)
Cellular component (GO): nucleus
Molecular function (GO): DNA binding
Source: RefSeq, a predicted model, not a curated record
AUGGCGAAGAGUUUGACUUCAUCUCAAAUUUCUGAUGUACAACGGAAGGUGCUACUUGAAAAGAAGAAGAUGGCUAACGUUGCCAAAGAGUACAAUGUGUCGCCGAAAACGAUCAACCGAUUUAGUUUUGAUGAAAACACACCGCCGAACCAGCAAUCCACAGAAGUUAGGAAGCAGCAGAUUAACUUGACAGUGCAGCAGAAGAGAGAUAUUCUGACAAAAAUUGACAAAGGAGAAAAAACGCAGGAUUUAGCCGUGAAGUACAGUGUUGAUCCCUCGACUAUCCGGAGAAUCAAGACGAGCAGAUCGGCGAUACUGAAGAGAGCCCAAGAAUUGGAUGAUAGCCAGCAAUUCAAGCAGCUGCGCGCCGCAGGAGUUCCAGUAACGGGUGAUCUUCUCAAACUCAAGGCUUUGGAGGUCAAUAAAAUCAUCGGAGGACCAAGUGACUUCAAGGCAAGCAACGGUUGGCUGGAUCACUUCAAGAAAACGUACGGCAUCCGUCAAUUAUCGAUGCAAGGUGAAAAACUGUCGUCUGACACUACUGCGGCAGACGAAUUCAAGAUAUGGCUCCAAAAUCAUCUUCGAGAAAAUGGCUACGAAGAAGAUCAAGUUUACAAUGCCGAUGAAACUGGUGCGCAUUACAAAUCAUUGCCAAAGAAGACAUUAGCAGCUGGCACUGAAAAACAGGCAUCGGGAUUUAAGGAGCUGAAAGAGCGUGUGACAGUGAUGUGUUGCGCUAAUGCAUCGGGCACACACAAAAUCACUCCUUUGAUUAUCGGCAAAUCAAAAAAUCCGAAAUGUUUUGCGAAGUUCGAGAAAGAGAAGUUGCCGGUAACAUACAUGAACUCCCCGUCAGCUUGGAUGGAUAGGAAACUAUUCAUGGAUUGGUUCAAAGACGUUUUCAUCAAGGAGGUACACGAGAAACAUCCAGAAGGCCGAAAGGUUUUAUUACUGCUUGACAACGCUCCGUCGCAUCCGCCUGCUGCUGAGUUGAACGCAAUCGAUGAUACAGUACAGGUGUUAUUAUUCUUGCCUGCAAACGUGACAGCCCUGAUUCAACCUAUGGAUCAGGGGGUUAUUGAAAAGAUGAAGAGAAUGUUCAGAAAGAAGCUGCUACGAGAGCUGAUUCUGCAGCAGGAAGGAGAAAGUAUUAUCAAGUUGGCUAAAAAGCAGACAGUUAAAGAUUGCUGCUACCAAAUUGCGAGCUCUUGGGACUUGGUGACUGAGCAGGACCUUCGCAAUUCUGUUCCUGAAUAUGCUGACUGCACUUUUGAAGUUGCAAAAAAUUGGAUCGUCGAGGACUAUCAAGUGAAUGGAUGGAAAAUUUUAGAUGUCCAAGAAAUUUACGAAAGAUUUACAUCGUCAAAUCAAGUUGAAGGCGAAGAUUUAAGCGAAGAAAAUUCUAUUCAUGAAGAUGAAGAAUCAAGUGAGUCUCUUCCAAAGGAAAUUUCUACUGAAGAAGCUUUUAAUGGUCUGAUGAAAUUCAGAGCGUGGUUUGAAAGGAGAUUUGAAUCAACUUCAACCCAUCUGAACAAUAUUCAAGAACUCAUGGAUAUUACAAUGGAUAUUUACAAUAGUGCAGUAUAA